This is a messenger RNA of Somion occarium, 1285 nucleotides long. The record is from the annotation of a GenBank genome assembly. Lineage: Eukaryota; Fungi; Basidiomycota; Agaricomycetes; Polyporales; Cerrenaceae.
CCGACGCACAUUCCAAUAAGGAAUAUAAGUGUACGGAUUAUAUGAAGUCAUUGAGGGGUAUCGUCACCGAACAAAAUGCUCUGUAAUCUACGAAUCAACGUUACUUACGUACUUCUACAACCUGGAGCCUGAGAGACUCGGCUAGCAAAGGUGAAACCGUGCUCUAAUUAAUGUUGCCACAUUCUCUAAGCUAGUUCAACUCUUGGAUAAGAACAACGAACUUCGACCUGGUUAACUAGCCACUUCAAGCGACUAUGCGCUCUUCAGUUGAAAUCGAAGCAAGCAUGGCUCAGAUGUACCCAGAGCUCUCGCUUUUCGAUAUCUCACCCCCAUUAACAGAACUUUCGCCAAUGCGAUUGAGCUACGAACUCCCCAAUGCUGAACUCAUAACGGCGGCCUUCUCCCAAUUCACCCUCACAUCUGUUAACCCAUUACAUUGGUUCUAUGGCACCAAUCCGCUUGUGCUCAGUUCCGGCGUUCAGGAUGUCCCUAUGCCCAUCACUGAGUCUCGCGUCGUCUCACCUCUCCAUCAGAUCAUGGCAGCGUCAGAAAUCAACUUCAAAGCAGCUCUCGACGAUACUCAUUCCCUUGUUGUGUAUCAGAAUAACCUCUGCGUUAUCAAAUGGUUUGUCUCUCGGGACGCCGGCAGUGGCGUUGGAGCGUUCAAACGUGAAAGGGAUGCAUAUACCAUCUUAUCACAGCAUGAAUCCGCUAAGAAUAGUACUCUUCGAUGCUACGGCUGGCUGGAGAUGGAUCAUACUGAUGCUCUGAAGCUGCACCCAAAUCUUUCGUUCGUUGAUGCAACGAGUAUCCAAGCUCUUCUGUUCGAACAUAUCGAUGGUCUUGCUCCCCUUUCUGUUAAGGACGUGACCACCGACAUAGGUGAAGCGGCGUUGAAGGCGCUUUGUGGUGUGCAUGGGGCGUAUGUCCUACACGGAGACAUACGACAUCAAAACAUGCAUCUUCUUCCUGACGGACGUGUGGUCUGGACUGGAUUCGGCGCUUCAGAGUCUGCAUCGACACAUUCAUUGAGGCGUCAGGAUUUCUGGAAUGAGGCUGCUUCUGCUUGGACAUUGCUCUACUCGAAAAUGCUCCCCGACAAGCUUAUUGGAAACUUAGAUCCCGGCUACUGAGAGUUCAGGUACUGCCACAUCGUGCUGUCACACAUAAUGCCUGGUUCUCGCAUAACGAAUCUCUGCAUGUUGGUAUUUAAAUGACGCUUUCUUGUAGGUUUGGCUGAACAGGUUCAGUAAUUCAGUGAUAUACAUUUACACAUUCUAACAGU